AUGAGCGGUCCCAGGGAGGACGGCCGCUGUCGCAGGGCCAUCAGCAUCCUCACCGAGCUGUGCCAGAAGAAAAGCCUGCCCAGCUUGGACCUGGAUACCUGCAGGGAAUUCCUCCUGCUGCCUUCUGACCAGAGCCUGAUUAUCUCCGAGCCAGAGCUCUCCGUCAGCCUCCUUGCGGUGAUAGUCAUUGUGUGUGGCCUGGCCCUGGUGGCAGUGUUUGUGUUCCUCUUUUGGAAGCUGUGCUGGGUUCCCUGGAGGAACAAGGCCCUUUCCUCCCACCUGGCUGUGCUGCGGAGCGAGGCAGGCAACAAGACCAGCAUGGCAGACAAGCUCAAGGACACGGGGGCCAUCAGCUUCCUGGAGGCGGCUGUGAAGAUCAGCCACACUUCCCCGGACAUCCCUGCAGAGGUGCAGAUGUCCAUGAAGGAUCACAUUAUGCGGCGCACACGGAUCCAGAGGCAAACCACAGAGCCGGCAUCUUCCACCAGGCACAUCUCGUUCAAGAGGCACCUCCCUCGCCAGAUGCACGUGUCCAGCAUGGAUUACGGCCUGGAGCCGCCAGCCGUGGCUGAGCAGCCCACCAGCAUCGGCCGCAUCAAGCCCGAGCUCUACAAACAAAAGACUGUGGACACCGAGGACCCCAAGAAAGAGGCAGAGAAAACCUGUGGGAAAAUCAACUUCACCCUCAAGUAUGACUAUGAGAACGAGACGCUGACUGUCCGAAUUCUCAGGGCUUUUGACUUGCCAGCCAAAGACUUCUGCGGCAGCUCGGAUCCCUACGUGAAGAUCUACCUCCUGCCUGACCGCAAGCGCAAGUUCCAGACACGAGUGCACAGGAAGACUCUGAACCCCACCUUCGACGAGUCCUUCCACUUCCCCGUGCCCCACGAGGAGCUGGCCAGCAGGAAGCUCCACCUGAGCGUCUUUGACUUUGACAGGUUCUCCAGGCAUGACAUGAUAGGAGAAGUUGUCUUGGAGAACCUGUUUGAGGACUCGGACCUCUCCCAGGAGACUUCCAUCUGGAGGGACAUUCAGUAUGCCACGACGGAAAGCGUGGACCUGGGAGAGAUCAUGUUUUCCCUUUGUUAUUUGCCAACUGCAGGUCGCCUCACUUUAACAGUCAUUAAAUGCAGGAAUCUCAAAGCUAUGGACAUCACAGGUUACUCAGAUCCAUAUGUCAAAGUGUCUUUGCUCUGUGAUGGACGAAGACUAAAAAAGAAGAAAACCACCAUAAAGAAAAACACACUUAAUCCCACCUACAAUGAAGCAAUAAUCUUUGACAUUCCCCCCGAGAACAUGGAUCAAGUCAGCCUCCUUAUCUCUGUCAUGGAUUAUGAUCGGGUGGGCCACAACGAGAUCAUCGGGGUUUGCCGUGUGGGGGUCAAUGCCGAGGGGCUGGGCAGAGACCACUGGAACGAGAUGCUGGCCUACCCCCGCAAGCCCAUCGCCCACUGGCACCCACUGGUGGAGGUGAAGAAAUCCUUUAAAGAGUGGCACGGCCGGGCAGCAAGCUUCGACAGCCAGGGCUCAUGUCCCUCCCCCAAACCACCCCCCACACCAUGAUCUGCAGCAAGG
Molecule: messenger RNA, 1575 nt
Organism: Pseudopodoces humilis (Tibetan ground-tit)
Lineage: Eukaryota; Metazoa; Chordata; Aves; Passeriformes; Paridae
Gene: SYT6
Product: synaptotagmin 6
Biological process (GO): calcium-ion regulated exocytosis
Cellular component (GO): exocytic vesicle; plasma membrane
Molecular function (GO): phosphatidylserine binding; clathrin binding; calcium-dependent phospholipid binding
Source: RefSeq, a predicted model, not a curated record